CAACUACAUGCCUUAUCCCCUCCCCCUUUUGGCCUUUUUGUGAAAUACCACAUCUUCACUCUUCUUUGCUACAAACUACGCAGUACUGUACGCGAGCCUAUGCACUCCUACCAUUCAAACGGUCAUGCAUACAAAUGCUUUCUUUUUUUAUUGUCUAUAUGCACAUAUCAAAACAUACAUGCAAACAUGUACAUCCCUUCACCUUUUUUACCCCUCACCUUUUUUUUUCCUCUCAUAUUCUUAAACACUCCCUUCUUUUUCCUACACGUCUAG
Molecule: messenger RNA, 273 nt
Organism: Bipolaris victoriae FI3
Lineage: Eukaryota; Fungi; Ascomycota; Dothideomycetes; Pleosporales; Pleosporaceae
Exons: 1
Source: RefSeq, a predicted model, not a curated record